This is a messenger RNA of Lingula anatina, 2182 nucleotides long. Its product is annotated as nurim homolog. Lineage: Eukaryota; Metazoa; Brachiopoda; Lingulata; Lingulida; Lingulidae. The record is from RefSeq and is a predicted model, not a curated record. Gene Ontology annotation, cellular component: nuclear membrane.
AGUCUUGUCUUGGUAAAGGUCGACUUCCCUGCCGGCGUUCGUCUCAAAGCCAGACGUUGUUUUGACUGCUGAGUUAGUUAAUUAAUAUAACGAUUUCGUGGCUAAAAUGACGGUGCAGUUUGGCAGCAUGGCUGCUUUUUGGUUUAUUUCCAUUCUGGCCGUUACUUAUACCGUCAUUCUGACUUCACAAUUCGUCGCCUUCCUGUCUACGCAAAGGGGAAUUCUCCUCACCGAAGAGGAAGAGCCAAUCUUCUUUCCCCUUCUUGUGGACAACCUGUUGAUGAACCUAUUCUUCUGGCAGCACACACUACUGGCACAGUCGUGGUGGAAGGGAUUGUUGCAUGGCUGGGGUCUGGCUGUGAUAGACAGGACCAUCUAUAAUGUGCUGACCGCAGUUACUCUACAGGUCCUAAUGCUCCUCUGGCAGAGCCCUAACUACGCCCUGUGGUACAUAGAUACGUCAGAAAGCCCCACACUCUGGCUUUUUUUCUUCCUGAUUCAUUUAACUGCAUGGGCUCUCCUGAUUGGUGCAACACUGACCAUGGACUUUCUGGAAUUAAUUGGUGUCAGACAGGUUUAUUACUACAGUGUUGGAACUGGUCCUCCAGAGGAACACACAUCACGCAGCAUGCAAAGACUGUACAAGCACAUGCGUCAUCCUGGAAUCUCGUGUUUUCUUGUGAUACUGUGGCUUCAUCCUGUUAUGUCGUACAGUAGAUUCAUCUUGGCAGUAACUUUCAGCCUGUACCUCUUUCUUCGUUUCAAUGUCAAGGAGGAAGAUUACUUUGAAGCAGUAGAAACUGUGGAUACCUGGCACGAAGAAAGGCGCUCUCAAAGACAGCUGCGAAUGUCGCGGGUUCAUGCAGAGUGAUAAAAUAUGUCAUCUUUAAUGCUCCUUGUUAAUGUUAAGUAUUUUAUCAGUGUUCUUGAUUGGGCCUCAAUCAGAAAUGAUUAAAUGUGAGAAAACAUGCAAAGACUUGUGAUAUACAUGUAGCUUUUCCCUGAUUAUGGCAAUUUUUUUAAUUAGUAUUUUUUAAAACGUUUUAUUGGAAUAAGACUAAUGGGGCAAAGUAGAAAAAAUUACUUGCAUAGUCCUAGAUUGGUGAACUUGGGUAUUUGUUAUUAGUCGAAAACAAAUGGGUCUAUAUUUAGUGUAUAUCAAAAUUAUAUAUAUAUAUAUAUAUAUAGAGAGAGAGAGAGAGAGAGAGAGAGAGAGAGAGUUAUGGUAUAAAGAUGCAUAAUAUUUUUAUUAAAUGCGUAACAUUUCUAUUGCCUUUAUUGUUGCUUUGCUUAGGAAAUUGCCCUUUUUCUUUGUUUGCUUUAUUGGACUUCAGCAUUGUAUAAUAAUGUGUCCUUUUUGUCAAGAGAAUAGAAACUGAUGUAGAAGAUAUCUGGUUUAUAUAUUUAUGCAUUAUAUAUAUUUGACUACAUUAUAUAUUUUUACUACAUAAUAUAUACAUUUAUUCAUAUUUUGUCCAUUUCAUAAUAUUACCACAUGAGUUAAAGUUUGAAAAUAAUCUUGUUUUUUGGAAAAUUUCAUCCAAGACUUUUUAGUCAUAAAGCCUUUUAAUGUUUGCAGUUUAAACAUUAACCAAAUCGGCAGGACCUGUGGAUAUGAUAGACGGUGAUUGGAAGGCUUCCAGUUCCAUAGUCUUAUACAGUACAAUGGAAUUUAAUGUUCUAGUGUUGUCUUAUUUUGAUAUAAAUAUUAUAUAAUAAAUGGUUAUAAUACACUACAGUAAGCUUAUUUGCAGAGUUAGGAAACUGCUGUUAGCUGUUGUAAGAAAACUUUUAGUGGUUUUUACUUUAUACUAUAAGAUUGAAGCUGCUUUGUAUUUUUCAGUUUCAUUUUUAGUAAAAUGUCUUAGUUUUUAGACUAAGUAUAAGAAAACAAAGUAAUGCAUUUCAAUAAAGGUUUCUUCCAUAAGGAGGAAUACUUUUAAAAUGAUACAUGAAUUUUAUUCCAUAGUUUGCAUAUUAUUUACACUAUACUUGGUUUGGGUAUUUAUUUUAAUAUACCUAAGUCAAUUUGAAGAAAGUUGCUGAAAGCAAACACUAUAGUCAUGCUGGUACGUUGCUUCAGUUUAUCAUUAUUGUAAACUAAUGAAGGUUAAUUGUGACAUCUUGGGUCACUUUUGCCACAUAAAAACUGAUAUCCCUUCUUUACUUGCCUCUGGGGUAU